CGCUUACUACUACAUUUCCGCAAAACUAAAAAGCUUCCUCGAGACGCUCUCUCUCUCUCUCUCUCUCUCUCUCUCUGUGUGCAAAAUUCCAAAUUCAUGUUCAAAUCCGGCUUUUGAUUCGAUCUUCCCCUUCGAUUUUCUCCACCCUGUAACCCUAAUUUUGACAUAGAAAAGAAAGAGAUGCUGGAGUCAGGUUUUCCUUCCAAGACGUUUUCGGGUGUUCGAUUCGCUCUCGUUGGAUUCAAUCCCAUCGACGGAAACUCGUUACGGUCCAAGCUUCUGAGUGGUGGUGGUGUUGAUGCUGGCCAACACAGUCAAACCUGCACUCACCUCAUAGUAGAUAAGCUUGUUUAUGAUGAUCCGGUUUGUGCUGCUGCUCGAAGCAGUGGGAAAGUGGUUGUCACUGGGUCAUGGGUUGAUCACAGCUUCGACAUUGGAAUGCUUAUCGAUGCAAAUUCGGUCAGUCCCCGUAACAAGGUUUUGUACAGGCCUCUUAGAGAUUUGAAUGGGAUCCCAGGGUCUGAUAGCUUAGUGGUGUGCUUGACUGGGUACCAACGCCAAGAUCGAGAGGACAUUAUGGCAAUGGUUGAUUUGAUGGGUGGGCAGUUCUUGAAGCCAUUGGUUGCAAACCGAGUAACCCAUCUUAUAUGCUACAAGUUUGAGGGAGAAAAGUAUGAGCUGGCCAAGCGGAUGAAGAAGAUUAAACUAGUGAACCACCGGUGGUUAGAGGACUGCUUAAAGAAUUGGAACCUCCUUCCCGAGGAUGGUUACGAGAUAAGUGGCUAUGAGUUGGAGAUGAUGGAGGCCUCAGCUCGGGAUUCUGAGGACGAGGCAGAGGAUGCCUCUGUGAAGCGUGCAAACAACAGCCCUCUUGGUCUUAGGGUCGGUGCUGUGACUGCGGUUGGCUUGUCAAAGUCGGGAGGAAAAGAUAUCCCGGUUGUUCCAUCAAACUCAGGCGCUCAGGAUGGUUCAUCUCUCUCCAAGGACAAUUGGUUAACUCCAAAAAAGAUGGACAUGCCUCUUGAAGCCAUGGUCGCUACUGAUGCGGUUGCUGCUCAGCAGCAUAAUUAUCAGAGAGCGAGCACAGUUCAGGAUACUUCUAAUCACGCGUCCCCCGUUCCAGUUAACAAGACUUCGGAGCGAGGAAUGGAGACCGAUGACUCAACAUCUGUUAACAUGAGUAUCAGAAGGCAUUCUUCUCUAGCCACUUAUUCAAGGAAAACACUUAAGAGAUCGCCAGAAACAAGUACCUUAGAAAACGAGUCAAGUGAAGCAAACGGUACCCUGAGAAUGGAUGACAGGGCCCUAAAAGCUUCGAAUGCCUCUCAUAUCUCUGCAUCAAAAUCAAGUUACUGCGUGGAAAGAACAACAACACUCUUUGAGGAUCUUGACAAGACUGAUAAGUUGCAUGGCAAGGCGUCCCCUCCGUUGAUGCCUCAGGCGAAAUUUACAGAUGGAUCCGUCAGUAGCAAAGGUUCACGAAUGGUACAGCAUAACCGCGAGGCAUGUAUUCCACCACCGGCUAGUUUGUUAUUGCAGGAAUUAAGGACAGCUUCGCCUAAAGAAAACCUUACGACUGUGUCGAGCACUAAUGAUCCAACUGAAAGUGGGGAAGUUGGGCAUAAAGCACCUGCAAGUGUUUUAAAUACCGAACUGUUGAGCUCAAACGUGGCACCCGUUGAAGAUGCUAUUUCAACUGCGGAGAAUAUCAUUUCCAUAUGUGCACGGAAUGAAAUACCGGAGAGAUCAUCGACGGAGCCAAUGGCGGGGAAUAUCUUAUUACAGGAUCUAAGAUCAAGCUCACCUAAACAAAACCUUAGGGUUCUGCCAAACAUCAGUGACCACACUGAAGGCAGGGAAGUUGCACAUAAGUUAGAUGUGAGUGAUUCAGCAACUAGGUUUUUCAAUUCAAGUGUUCCCAGGGAAGCUGAUAUUUGGACUCCAGAGACUGUUACUUUGGAGGGUGCAGUGGAUGAAGCACCUGAAGGAUCCGUAACUGAGCCUGUGAUGAGAAGAUCUAGUACCUCUCCUGGGUCGGGUUUAGAUGGAAUGAAACACCAGCUAGAAACAGAGCUGCCCAAGAAGACAACAGCUCCAAGAAAGAGCCUAGGCACCAGAGUCAGGAAAAAGAAUCCCAUUAGCAAAAAGGGAUCUAUUUACUUGAGUGAACCUACUAAUUCAAAGGACGAGCGCACUGAUUGUCUAUACGAAGGAAAACCUUCAGCGCCAGUAACAGAUAGUGGCAAUCAGAAAGAGAUAUCAAGUCCUGCCCUAAAUACCGAGGCUUUGUCAGAAAUGGCAAAACAUAUCGACUCAGAGACUGAAGCCCUUAAGAGACUUGACUCUGAAGAUAAUAAAUCUUCUGCCCCAGAAGAGAAAGACCAUCUUGUGAACCAAGACAAGAUGCAGGCUAAGGCUUCGGAGGAAGCUGAUGCAGACGUGGAAAUUACAAUGGUAGAACCGGAGCGUAAUGAUGUUCCAACUAAAGAUCCAAGUGAUGGUGCAUCAGAAUUAGAGGUUGAUAAGAAUAAAAGGAAACGGACGAGGGAGGCUACUGUAGGCAAAGAUAGCCUUCAAAGUGGAGAGAAAGAAAGUUCUUCGACAGCCGAAGUAGGAAAGUCAAGUGUCAAGAAGACGAAAAAAUCUAGAAAAAAACAUGAUGCCAAAGCAAACGAUGCAGUGAUGAAAGAUAUAAGCGGUAACUCUGCGAACGAGAGGGAGAAGUUUGCAUUGGAAAAUAUAUCUGGAAAGGUCAGUUCUGGUGGAGGAGACCAAAGCUCAGUUGCGGGAGAAACAUUAGCAAGAAAGGAAGCCGAAACGAAAGAUACAAGCAAUGCGGCAGUGCAACUAGGGGUUGAUAAGCAUAAAGGCAAACGCAGAAAGGAGGCCAUUGUAGCAAAAAAUAAGCUUCAAAGUGGGAAGAAAAGAAGUCCUUCUACGGUCGAAUUGGGAAAAACUAGUGUGAAAAAGGCGAAAAGUACUAAAAAAGAAGAUGACGCCAAAGUAAACGAUACUGUGAUGAAAGAUAUAGGGACUAACUCUGCAGAAGAGAAGGAGAACAUGGCAGUGGAUAAUAAACCUGGUAGAGACAAAAGCCCGGUUCCAGGAAAACCAGUAGCAAGAAAUGAAGCUGCAAAGUCAGCUAAGACAGGUACAAAGGCGGAUAAAGUGUCUAAGCAGCUCAGUUCUAAGCCGUUGGCUAGUAGAAAAGCCUUGCAGGGCCAAGAACAGGAGCCCAAGUUUUUUAUUGUCAGUGGUCCGAGGUCCCAGAGAAAGGAGUACCAGCAGAUCAUCAAGCGUUUAAAAGGCAAAUGUUGCAGGGAUUCUCAUCAGUGGUCUUAUCAAGCAACACAUUUCAUUUCUCCUGAAAUCCGUAGGACCGAAAAGUUUUUAGCUGCUGCUGCAUCUGGAAGUUGGAUUCUGAAGACUGAUUAUGUAGCUGAUUCAAAGGAAGCUGGGAAACUAUUACCAGAGGAGCCCUAUGAAUGGCACAGUGCUGGUCUUAGCGCUGAUGGUGCAAUAAACCUUGAGGCGCCAAGGAAAUGGCGGCUCGUCAGGGAGCAAACAGGACACGGUGCUCUAUAUGGAAUGCGAGUUGUUGUUUAUGGUGACUGCUCCAUCCCUUCUUUGGAUACGCUAAAGCGAGCAGUGAAGGCAGGGGAUGGUACGAUACUAGCAACCGCACCGCCUUACACGCGAUUCUUGAAUCAAAACACUCAUUUCGCGUUGAUAAGCCCCGGGAUGGCGCGUGACGACGUCUGGAUCGAGGAGCUUAUACGCCACGAGAUCCCUUGUGUACUCGCGGACUACCUUGUGGAGUACGUUUGCAAACCUGGAUACCCGCUUGACAAGCACGUGCUCUACAACACAAACUCAUGGGCAGAGAGGUCAUUUAAGAAGCUGCAGCAUAGUGCUCAAGAGUGAAGCGAAAGUCCAUCGCAUCACGGGGCAUAGAUUGUGUGUAUACAUAUACUAAAAUAUUCAGCAUAAAAACACUUUUGCAACUGGUGGAGAGAUGUGAGGGAUUCAAGAGCUUCUUGAAAUGGGGAAAAAGUGUCUGGUCAUGACAUCCAAAAUUUCUCAAACGGUGAUUGCUUGUUGUCUAGUGUUGGAAGUAGCAAACCAAAUUCUCAAUAAUGUGGAAAAAUUAGAAGAAUACUAAUAUAAAAAACAGUCGUACA
Messenger RNA from Thlaspi arvense, 4181 nucleotides. NCBI's taxonomy places the organism in Eukaryota, Viridiplantae, Streptophyta, Magnoliopsida, Brassicales, Brassicaceae. The record is from the annotation of a GenBank genome assembly.